Molecule: messenger RNA, 1331 nt
Organism: Mangifera indica (mango)
Lineage: Eukaryota; Viridiplantae; Streptophyta; Magnoliopsida; Sapindales; Anacardiaceae
Product: ras-related protein RABA1d-like
Exons: 3
Coding region: 211-867 (218 amino acids)
Cellular component (GO): endosome
Molecular function (GO): GTP binding; GTPase activity
Source: RefSeq, a predicted model, not a curated record
CUCGUAAAUACUCUAAUAAAUGAAAAUGUGGAUUAUCAGAGAAAAUUCUCAAUGCCAGCCGAAAAAGGCGUUCUCUAAUAUUGAUUGGGUUUGGAGUCCAGCUGAGCAGACCAGACCAGACGAGACCGACGGAUCUCACUUAACAACUCGCAGCCAACUGUAUCUUUGUUAUUGUACUGUUGUUAUACAAGCACUUCUUCUUGUUCAUCUAUGGCUGGCUUCAGAGCUGAAGAUGACUAUGAUUACCUUUUCAAGGUAGUGUUGAUUGGUGACUCUGGUGUUGGCAAGUCUAAUCUGCUUUCAAGGUUCACUAGGAACGAGUUUAGUCUCGAGUCUAAGUCCACCAUAGGUGUUGAGUUCGCUACUCGUAGUUUGAAUGUUGAUGGCAAGGUCAUCAAGGCUCAGAUUUGGGAUACUGCUGGCCAAGAAAGGUACCGUGCUAUAACUAGUGCUUACUACCGAGGUGCUGUUGGUGCCCUUCUGGUGUAUGAUGUCACUCGACACUCCACUUUUGAAAAUGUAGAAAGGUGGUUAAGGGAAUUGAGAGAUCACACAGAUCCCAACAUUGUGGUCAUGCUUAUUGGUAACAAAUCAGAUCUUCGCCAUCUUGUUGCUGUCUCAACCGAGGAUGGAAAAUCUUUUGCUGAAAAUGAAUCUCUCUUCUUUAUGGAAACUUCUGCCCUUGAGGCUACUAAUGUGGACAAUGCAUUUGCUGAAGUGCUGACUCAAAUCUACCGUAUUGUGAGCAAGAAGGCUAUGGAGACUGGUGAUGAUGGUGCUGCAUCUGUUGUACCCACUAAAGGUGAGAAAAUUGAUGUGAGUAAAGAUGUUUCUGCUGUUAAGAAAGGUGGCUGCUGCUCAAGCUAGGGUUUUGAAUUAUUUUGAAUGGAUUUGGCUCCUUUGUCUGGCCGCAUCUGUUCUCUCCACAACUUUAUUGUGUAAAAUUUUCGAAAAAUAGCCAACAGUAAGAGAUAAGGCAUGGAUUAUUUUUUCCUUCAUAUUCACAAAUUUUUUCCCGAUGAUUGUUGUUUUUGGCUAAGAGCUUAAGUAGGAGAAGCAAAUUAUAGUUGCUUUUGGUUAGAUAUUGAGUGGAGAUUAAAAAAGUUGCAGUAAGAAAUUGUUGAUCUAGACUCAGAUUCUGAUUCACUCAUGUCAUUUAGAUCUUUUUAGUAAGUUAUUUGUUAUGUCACUUGUGAACUUAAGCAGAGUGCGACUUCUGAACUGUGCAAUGUGUGUUAAAAUGUGAAUGGUGUUUGGUUUGACGGGCUGCAAGGGUUUUAAGAACCAGUUGAGUUCUAAUGUUUAUACUAUAAGGAUCAUGUUUAUCUUGA